Molecule: messenger RNA, 6823 nt
Organism: Lepisosteus oculatus (spotted gar)
Lineage: Eukaryota; Metazoa; Chordata; Actinopteri; Semionotiformes; Lepisosteidae
Gene: myom1b
Product: myomesin 1b
Molecular function (GO): kinase binding
Source: RefSeq, a predicted model, not a curated record
AUUCCACUGACUGCAAGCAUUAUUUUUGUUCUGUGGACCGCAGUCCAGUCCACAGCCGUGCACCUAUUCACCGCUUUGUCAGGAUUCAAAGUUUGUUGGCCCGCGUUUUAAGUUCAGCUUCUUUUUUUUUUUCCUGUAGCAACUUUGAACAUUUCAGCUUUGAGCUUGGCACUGAAGCAGGACCCGCAGAAGACUCGGAAUUAAGAUCGCGUUUGGAGUCGCUCAGGAUGUCCUCGGGGUCUUUACCGUUCUACCAGAAACAUCACCGGCAUUAUGACCGCGGGUACCGCAGCACCGCCGUGGAGUCCACCCUCAGUCAGUACCAUGUAGAGCAGAAGAGCAGCGCGUCGACCCGCAGCGCAGGAUUGAGAGCUUCCAAGUACUCAAGCGAGGAGAGCAAACUCAGCCCACUGCCCAAGAGAGCCAAGCCAACCUACCUGGCCGUGGACAAAGACAACGAAGUCAUCGGUUAUGUGGUGCCACUGUUCAGAGGCCGUGGAGAGAAGUUUGCCUAUGGAACGACUGACAUAGAGGAGGCAGAGCUGAAGGAGACAGCGGGAUACCUGGGCGGGAAAAACGUCUUUUCCACUGGACAAGGAGUCAGUCUCAUGGCCACCAGCCAAACAGACACAAUGGAGGUUGAGAGGUUUGAGAAGAAGUCCAGGAAAGUGGCCAUGAGAGAGUCAGCAGAGCGCAUUGCUUUAAAUAAGAAGAUCUACGAGACUGAAGAGUUUCACAAGAAGAUUAACGAAGACAGCCUGCUGCAUGCCCCUGAGUUUGUCAUUAAGCCUCGAUCUCACACAGUGUGGGAGAAACAGAAUGUGAAGUUGCACUGCACUGUUUCUGGCUGGCCUGACCCCCGGGUUACCUGGUAUAAAAACAAUGUGGCCAUUGAUGUUUAUGCCCACCCUGGCAAGUAUAAUAUAGAAAGCAGAUACAACGUCCACACCCUUGAGAUUAACAGAUGUGAUUUUGAAGACACAGCACAGUAUCGUGCAUCUGCAAUGAAUGCAAAGGGGGAACUCUCUGCUUUCGCCUCAAUAGUGGUGAAAAGAUACAAAGGAGAAAUUGAUGAUUCUCUUCCUGUUCCAAAGCCUCCGCCAUAUGGCCUUUCCUCUGCAUAUGGUGUGAAGUUUGAUGUCCACAUUGUCGACAAGUUUGGGGUGUCCUUUGGCAGGGAGGGCGAGACUUUGAGCUUGGGGUGCACGGUCAUAGUGUACCCGACUGUGAAACUCAUUCAGCCGGAGGUGCAGUGGUACAGAGAUGAUGUCCUGCUUCAUCCGUCCAAAUGGGUGCAGAUGCACUGGAGUGGGGAACAAGCUUCACUGACGCUCACUCACCUCAACAAAGAGGAUGAGGGCCUGUACACCAUGCGCGUUAUCACCAAGUCAGGCUACGAAACCUACUCUGCUUACGUGUUUGUUCGAGAUGCGGAUGCCGAGGUCGCGGGGGCUCCAGCCGCACCCCUGGACGUGGAAUGCCAAGACGCCAACAAGGAUUAUGUCAUUGUCACCUGGAAGCAGCCGGCUGUGGAUGGAGGCAGUCCCAUCCUUGGAUACUUUAUCGACAGGUGUGAGGUGGGCACCACACACUGGAGCCAGUGCAACGACACCCCUGUCAAGUUUGCCCGGUUCCCUGUGACGGGACUGGUGGAAGGGCGCUCCUACGUGUUCCGGGUGCGGGCCGUCAACAAGGCUGGCAUCAGCAGGACCUCGCGGGUGUCUGAGCCUGUGGCCGCACUGGACCCUGCUGACAAGGCGAGAAUGAAAGGUCACCCUUCAGCACCUUGGACUGGACAGAUUAUAGUAACUGAAGAGGAACCAGCAGAGGGGGUUGUGCCAGGCAAGCCUCGUGACUUGGCUGUUACCGAGGCGACCAGAAACUAUGUGGUGCUGAGCUGGAAGCCACCUGGUCAGAGGGGCCAUGAGGGAAUCAUGUAUUAUGUAGAAAAGUGUGUGGCGGGGACGGACAGCUGGCAGAGGGUCAACACGGAGAUCCCGGUGAAGUCGCCCCGGUUUGCUCUUUUUGACCUGGCUGAGGGCAAGUCCUACUGUUUCCGUGUCCGGUGCUGCAAUUCGGCUGGGGUAGGAGAGCCGUCUGAACCCACAGAAGCCACCAUCGUGGGAGACAAGCUGGACAUUCCCCCUGCUCCUGGCCGUGUGUUGCCGACAAGGAACACCGACACGUCUGUAGUGGUGUCCUGGGAAGAAUCCAAGGGGGCAAAGGAGCUGGUGGGAUACUACAUUGAGGCUUCCAUCGUGGGGUCCGGAGUGUGGGAGCCCUGCAACAACAAACCCGUCAAAGGAAAGAGGUUUAUUUGUCAUGGCCUCUCCACGGGACAGAUGUAUGUGCUCAGGGUGCGAGCUGUGAAUGCUGCUGGGCUCAGCCAGUUCUCCCAGGAGUCAGAGGCCAUCGAAGUCAAGGCUGCAAUUGGGGGAGGCACUCCUCAUGGUGUGUGGCCUGAAACGGGUGAUAAAAAUGGUGGACUAACCGAGCACGCACCUUACUGGGCAGGCAAGCAUGAGGCCUCCCAGCCUGGCCUUGACACCUGUCUAAAAAGCGAAGCUCAGGUUGACAGGCACACGCUGACCCCUAGCUCUGACUCUGUAGUGCCAGAGUCCAAAGUAAGUAAGGGCAAAGGAACUAAGAGUAUCAGCUCACAGCAGAAAGUAGCUACUCAGCAGACACGUAAGUCCCCUCUGGAUGGUUCAUCCUCACAGGAGAAAACGAAGCAGCGGAGACAAUCAUCAGCCUCUCCGGCUCCGCCCUAUGGAAUCACUGUCCUUGAGAGCGUGCAGGACUCCAUGGUCCUCGGCUGGAAGCAGCCCAAGUUUAUUGGCGGAGCAGAGAUUAUUGGCUACUUUGUGGAUUACCGCGAGGUUGUCGACGGAGUGCCAGGAAAGUGGCACGAGGCAAACAUAAAGGCCGUCAGUGAAAGAGCCUACAGGGUUAAUGACCUGAAGGAGAACAGAAUCUACCAGUUCCAGGUACGGGCUGCAAAUGUGGCCGGAGUGGGUGUGCCGUCCAAGCCCAGCAACUCCUUCAAGUGUGAGGAGUGGACCAUUGCUGUGCCAGGACCCCCCUAUGAGCUGAGAAUCACAGAGGUGCGCAGGGACUCACUGGUGCUGCUGUGGAACCCGCCAGUGUACCAGGGCCGCAGCGAGGUCAAUGGGUUCUACGUAGACAUCAAAGAGGAACAUGCUGGGGAAGAGCACUGGAGAAGUGUCAAUGAGAAGGCAAUUCAGAAUAAAUACAUAAAGAUUAAAGACCUGAAGGAAGGCACUACCUAUGUGUUCCGUGUGAGGGCGCAGAACAGGGCAGGGGUUGGGAAGCCCUCUGAUGCGACCGAGCCAGUUUUAGCUGAGACUCGUCCAGGUACCAAGGAGGUGGUCGUGGACGUUGAUGAUGAUGGUGUGAUUUCGCUGAUUUAUGAAUGUUCUGAGAUGACCGCAGAAUCUAAAUUUGUGUGGUCCAAGAAUUAUGAAGGACUUUCUGACUUGUCCCGCCUUACUGUAGAGACCAAAGGUGGCAGGUCAAGAGUUAUCUUUAAUGAUCCAUCAACUGAAGAUCUGGGCAUUUACUCUUGUGUUGUCACGGACACAGAUGGCAUUUCUGCUAGCUAUAACUUAGAUGAAGAAGAGCUAAAGCGUCUACUAGAGAUCAGCCAUGACCACAAAUUCCCCACUAUUCCACUGAAGAGAGAGCUGGAGGUGGAGCUUUUGGAGAAAGGCCGUGUCCGUUUCUGGCUACAAGCAGAGAAAAUGUCUGCCAACGGGAAGGCUAACUACGUAUUUAAUGAUGCCAUACUCUCCCAAGGAGAGAAAUAUAAAAUGAAUAUUGACAGAAACACAGGUAUCGUGGAAAUGUUCUUGGAGAAGCUGGGGGAUGAAGAUGAAGGGACUUUCACCUUCCAGCUCCAGGAUGGAAAAGCUACCAAUCAGUCCAGCUUAGUUCUGAUUGGGGAAGUGUUCAAGAAUCUCCAGAAGGAAUCGGAAUUCCAGAGACAAGAAUGGUUCAGAAAGCAAGGUCCGCAUUUUGCAGAAUACCUUAGUUGGGAAGUUACCCCAGAAUGCAAUGUGUUGCUGAAAUGCAAGGUGGCUAAUAUUCUGAAGGAGACCAGCAUUAUCUGGUACAAGGAUGAGAGGGAGAUCAUGGUAGACAACAAACAUGACUUCAAAGAAGGAGUGUGCACUCUUUUGAUCUCCCAGAUUUCAAAGAAAGAUGCAGGUGUAUAUGAAGUGAUUCUUAGGGACGACAGAGGAAAGGACAAGAGUUCACUCAAUCUGACUGAUCAAGGUUUCAGGGAUUUGAUGAAUGAUGUAUUCAGAGUUAUUGCUCAGUCUGCCACAGAUCUGAAGAUCCAGAGCACAGAGGAAGGAAUCAGACUCUAUUGCUUUGUCACUUACUACACUGAUGAGCUCAGAGUUGGCUGGCAUCACAAAGAAUCUAAGAUUUCCUUUACAGACAGAGUCAAGAGUGGAGUGACAGGAGAGCAGCUCUGGCUGCAGAUCAAUGAGCCCACUGAGAAAGACAAGGGCAAGUAUGCCAUUGAAAUCUUCGAUGGCAAGACUGGAGUCCAGAAAACCGUGGACCUCUCUGGACAAGCAUUUGAUGAAGCAUUUGCCGAAUUCCAGAGGUUGAAGCAAGCUGCAAUAGCUGAAAGAAAUCGUGCUCGAGUUGUUGGCGGUCUGCCUGAUGUGGUGACAAUUCAAGAAGGCAAGUCACUUAACCUGACCUGCAACAUCUGGGGAGAUCCUGUUCCUGAGGUGACCUGGCUGAAGAACGAGAGAGAGAUGAUCCAGGACAGCGAACACGUCCUCAAGUUCGAGUCGGGCAAAUUCGCCAGCUUCACCAUCACCUCCGUCAGCUCCGUGGACUCUGGCAGAUACAGCAUUCUGGUGAAAAACAAGUACGGCACGGAGUGCGGAGACUUCACUUUAAAUGUCACCCAGGCAUUUGAAAAUCGAAGUAUGGCCAGGUGCGUUGCUGAUUCUGCUGGCAAUCUUGAGGAAACCAUGAGUACUCCUGACAGGAAAAAGAAGUCCGUCACUGGUAAGAAAGUGCAAGUGAGAAGAGAUUCGAUGCAAGUGAAGCCUCAAGUAGUAGAGAUUGUGACAACAGAGGAAACUCCCGAUGAGAAAGAGCCAAACACAGGGCAUGUCAAGGAAGAACUGGUGCCACAGGUCCUGGCCAAGACAGGAGUCUCCGAACAAGGCGUCAGCCCUGACCUGCAGACAACGGAAGGAAAGCCACAGAAGAAGCAGACAGAGGCCCGAAAACAUCCAACAAGCAAAUAAAUGCGUCUGAAGAGAAAGAGAAAGUCACGAGGGGAUUUAAAAAUGACUGUUUUGCUUAUGUGUGAUUUGAUUUUUUUUUUCCAGCAGUUCAGCUGUUCUGGUCUUGUGGUUUCAUAGAAACAUGGGCUAAUUAUUAAACUUUUAGAUAUUCUAUUUUGAAUCUCAUUGUGAAGUCUACAAGUGUGCAGUGCUAAAGAUGAGUAGCAAGAAAAGUUGCCCAGACUGUAAGUUAGGAAGGUGUUUUGAUGUGCUGUAAUAAUGGAAUACAGAUCAUAAAUGAAGGGAAAAGGAAGUGGGCAUUCACAAUAAUUUCAGAUCUAGUUUCUAGCUUAGCACAACAGUAAAUUAGUAAAUAUAAAUAAUCUAUUAAAUACAAUAGAAAUUUCAGUCAGCACAACAAGGAGCACCAAUAUAGAUACAUAAUCUGGAGUGUCUUUUGUUGAUUGCUUCUAAUAUGUUCUUGUAAAGUGACAUAUGUAUUUACAAAAUAAAGCAAUAACUUUACAUUCAGUAAAACCUUGAUAUUGUAAAGUGCUGCUGUUUUGGAAUUAUAUUAAGAAAUCCUCCAAAAUACUGACCAAUAUGAACAAGAAAACAUGUUUCUUAAAUAUUAUCCGAGUACCUUACAGUGGCAUUCAUACUGUGGUUUGGAAAUUGACUGCACAGAGGAAAUUUUUUACAUUUAUUUUUAUAUUAUUACAAUAGUUUUUAAAGCCCUAACAGCACUGGGCUUAGUUCUGGACCUUGUGUGCUAUAUGUGUGUAGUUUGUAUGUUCUUCCUGUAGUCAUGUGGGUUUCCUCUAGUCCAAGGACAUACUGUACUAGUACUGUAAUGUAGGUGAAUUGGUUUCUGGGAAAAUUGGUUCUGGUAAGAGUGUCAGUGUAUGCAUCUUUGUGUGUGUCUGGCCUGUGAUGGAGUAGCAUCCUCUCCAAUAUGAUUUCUGCCUUGAGUCUAUUGCUUGCUGGGAUAUGCUCCCCACAACCCUCUAUUGGAUAAAGCAGUUAGAAAAUUAAAGGACAAGUUCCUAACUCUGGUUCUGGAGGACAGCACACCUGCUAGUUUUCAUUCCACCUGAGCUGAAUAACCCAAAUAUAGCCUAAAGUGAUGUAACAAGUUGCUUGUUUAAAAUAUUUACCAUUUUUCUACUAGUAAGUUUGAGAUUCUGUUUUGCUUAGGAAAUACAAUAGUUAAAAGGCAACUUGCAACAUGUUUAAUCGUCCGAAAACAGUGAAACAGUUUGAAUUAAUCCUAUUAUGAAUUCGAGGAAAGGUUCAAUUUUCUUGGCUUGAGAGCUUGGCUGUCGAAACCCAGUGGGUGUGUGGGCCUUCAAGACCAGGAGUAUGAACACUUGUUCUAGAUCAGCAGUUUCCAACACUGAUCCUGAGGAACUGCUGUGUCUACUGGGUUGUGUCCAAACUGAGCCCUUAAAUACCAGUUCUAACUGGUGCCAACCAUGUCAGUCAAACUGAUUUGAUUGUUUAGACUUUUUUUUAGCAAAAAAGCCUUGAUUAAAAAAAACAACAAC